Messenger RNA from Colius striatus (speckled mousebird), 2577 nucleotides. RefSeq names its product AGBL carboxypeptidase 5 (gene AGBL5). Gene Ontology annotation, biological process: proteolysis; protein deglutamylation. The record is from RefSeq and is a predicted model, not a curated record. The coding region runs from base 47 to 2413 and encodes 788 amino acids. Gene Ontology annotation, molecular function: zinc ion binding; metallocarboxypeptidase activity. Lineage: Eukaryota; Metazoa; Chordata; Aves; Coliiformes; Coliidae. The transcript is spliced from 14 exons.
GGGCGGCGGCGGCGCGGGGCGAUGAGCGGUCUCGGCGGCGGCGGCGAUGGAGAUCAGGUGCGGGGGGCUGCUCUUCAGCUCCCGCUUCGACUCGGGAAACCUGGCGCACGUGGAGCAGGUGCAGCCCCCCGGAGGCGGCCCCGCGGCCUGCGGCGCCGCGCUCCCCGCCGCCGACUACGAGUUCAACGUCUGGACGCGGCCCGACUGCGCCCAGACCGAGUAUGAGAAUGGCAACAGGUCCUGGUUCUACUUCAGCGUGCGGGGAGGUGCUCCAGGGAAGCUGAUCAAGCUGCACAUCUUGAACAUGAACAAGCAGAGCCGGCUGUACUCCCAGGGCAUGUCCCCCUUUGUCCGGACCCUGCCUGUACGGCCCCGCUGGGAGCGCAUCCGCCAGCGGCCCAGCUUCGAGAUGGUAGAGACGCAGUUUGUCCUGUCCUUUGUGCAUCGCUUCCUGGAGCACCGCGGGGCCACCACCUAUUUUGCCUUCUGUUACCCCUUCUCUUACACCGAGUGCCAGGAGAUGCUGGCACAGCUGGACAGCCGCUUCCAGGAGUGCCGGCACAUGUCUCCUGCCAGCCCCCUUGACUCAGUCUAUUACCACCGGGAGCUGCUUUGCCACUCUCUGGACAAGCGGCGUGUGGACCUGCUGACGAUCACCUCGUGCCAUGGCAUGCUGGAGAAGCGUGAGCCCCGCCUGGACAAACUCUUCCCAGACACGGCCACUCCACGUCCACACCGCUUCGCAGGCAAGAGGGUGUUUUUCCUGAGCAGCAGAGUCCACCCAGGAGAAACUCCCUCCAGCUUUGUCUUCAACGGCUUCCUGGACUUCAUCCUGCGGGAGGAGGACCCCCGUGCCCAGAUGCUGCGACGCAUGUUUGUCUUCAAGCUCAUUCCCAUGCUGAACCCCGAUGGGGUGGUGCGAGGCCACUAUCGCACCGACUCCCGUGGGGUCAACCUGAACCGGCAGUACCUGAACCCCGAUGCCGAGCUGCACCCCGCGGUGUUUGGGGCCAAGGCCAUCCUGCUCUACCACCACGUGCACAGCCGCGUCCUGCCAGGUGCUCCUGACUGGAGGACCUAUGUCUCCCCCCUCGGCACCAGCUCCCUCAGCACAAAAUCUUCCAACCAUCCUGCUGGCAGCAGCGCCCCAGCCCCGGAGGCAGCUCUGACAGAGCUGGAGAAAGCCAAGAACCUCCACAACUCGCCCGGUGCCUGGUGUGCCGGCGCCCACCCAGGAAACAGGGAUCUCUGGAUCCUCCCAGCGAGCCCUGGUGCUGAGCACUGUGAGGAGGGAGCCAGGAGGCCUCCCUCAGCCCCCCUCCCUGAAAACAUCCCACCGCAAGACAGUGGGCUGGCCUACUAUGUGGAUCUCCAUGGACAUGCCUCCAAGCGUGGUUGCUUCAUGUACGGCAACAGCCUCAGCGAUGAGAAUGAUCAGGUGGAGAACAUGCUGUUCCCCAAACUCAUCUCCCUGAACUCGCCUUACUUUGACUUCACGGGCUGCAACUUCUCGGAGAAGAACAUGUACGCCAGGGACAAGCGGGAUGGGCAGUCAAAGGAGGGCAGCGGGCGCGUGGCCAUCUACAAAGCCUUGGGCAUCAUCCACAGCUACACCCUGGAGUGCAACUACAACACAGGACGGGCGGUGAACAGCAUCCCGGUCGCCUGCCAUGAUGACGGCCGUGCCAGCCCCCCGCCCACACCCGCCCUCCCCGCCAAGUACACCGUGGAGCUGUUUGAGCAGGUGGGCAGAGCGCUGGCGGUGGCGGCGCUGGAUAUGGCAGAAUGCAACCCCUGGCCCCGCAUCAUCCUCUCGGAGCACAGCUGCCUUGGCAACCUGAGGGCCUGGAUGCUGAAGCACGUGCGCAGCGUGAGGGGCACGGGCGGGGGCCCGCUGAGGAGAGGAGGUGCCAGAACUCCCCCCAGGAGCUCCACCAGGCUCCCUGCCUCGGCCUCCGAUAACGUGCUGUCCCGUGUGAGGGGCUGUAGCACCGGCACCAGUGGCAGCAGCCAACAAGACUUGCUGUGGGUCAAGGCCUCCCCCAGCUCCCCCCCGGGCUGUGGCAGCCCCCCAGGCCCGGCCAUGGCCAGCCCCAGCCCUCCAAGGGGCUGCCCCAGGGCCCUGGCACCAGGCAGAGGGACCCUGAUACUGAGCACCAGCUGCAGACGGCGGGAGGCCCAGCGUGCUGUGCAAGAGCCGGUGGCUGCCCCGGGCAAUAGCCUGCUGCAGGUGCUCCCAAAGAAGCUGGAUGCCCAGAGAGCCCCAGCGCAGCCCGGGGCUCUACCCAGAGCCCCCUGCGCUCCCCGGAGGGGUGCCCAACACCGAGGGACUGUUCCUGUGCAGGGGCACAGCCCCACACCCCCAGGGCCCAGCCACAGGCUCCUACCAACGGGUCCUCUCCUUCUGCGCUGAGCUCCGACACGGCACCUGCACCGCCGCUCACCAGCCUCAAGAGGCUGGAGCCGCCCCACGGCCAUGGCCCUCCCCGGCCCCGGCACUGGGCUCCCACCCCCGGGCAGCCGCGCUCCUCGCCGCAGGACCGGCGGAGGGACAGAUGUGCGCGUCACACGUUUUUU